Messenger RNA from Protopterus annectens (West African lungfish), 2735 nucleotides. RefSeq names its product RAB30, member RAS oncogene family (gene RAB30). The coding region runs from base 655 to 1266 and encodes 203 amino acids. Gene Ontology annotation, biological process: Rab protein signal transduction. Gene Ontology annotation, molecular function: GTPase activity; GTP binding. Gene Ontology annotation, cellular component: trans-Golgi network. The record is from RefSeq and is a predicted model, not a curated record. NCBI's taxonomy places the organism in Eukaryota, Metazoa, Chordata, Ceratodontiformes, Protopteridae. The transcript has 9 exons.
UCAUUGUUAAAAACCAAAGGAAACUCUGCUGCAUUUAUUGUGCAAUGUUGUGUCAACCCAGUGGAUAAGCUGUGAUUGCAAAGGCAGAGGAUUAAGAAAAAUAUAGCACAUCACUUAUGUUUGGUUGGUUCCAUAAAACAGCUGUUCUAUAUUUUUGUGAAUGGAUAUCCCACAUAAGGUAAAUACAGCUGUUAUUGUGGAAUCCCAUUGAAUGACAUAAAGGGGAUGGAAAGUCCUGUUCUGAUUAGCUGCACUGUUCUGGAAGCCUCCAAGAUUUCUGCAACAUUGCUGCUUGAUACAGGUAUUUUUCAGAUGUACGUCACUUUCGUAACAUGGAACAAGAUGACAGUCUUAGUAAAUGAACUGUGUAUGCUUGACGCUAAGGUCAUGCUGAAAGAAAUGAUGCAACACACAGUGCUGAUGAAGAUUUAAGAGGUUUGAGCAUUCUCUAGGGCUGACAGCAUCAGUGAGCUGACGAAUUUGAAACUUGCUUUGCAGAGGAAUACAAAUAAUUUAUUUUGAGAGAAGCAUGCAUGUGGACCUGAUGUUGUAACUGUGACUACGUGCCAGAGAUCCCAUUCGUUGCGCAUGCACCAAUCACUCUUCUCACCUUUUUUUGGAAGAACGGUGCAGCCACCGCUUGUCGGUGUGUAAAUGAGUAUGGAAGAUUAUGACUACUUGUUCAAAAUCGUUUUAAUUGGCAAUGCUGGUGUGGGGAAGACCUGCUUGGUACGACGGUUCACUCAGGGCCUUUUCCCGCCUGGUCAAGGAGCCACAAUUGGAGUUGACUUCAUGAUUAAAACUGUUGAAAUCAGUGGUGAAAAAGUAAAGUUACAGAUAUGGGACACAGCAGGGCAGGAGAGAUUCCGAUCCAUCACACAGAGUUACUAUCGUAGUGCUAAUGCCCUAAUAUUAACCUAUGACAUCACGUGUGAAGAAUCAUUCCGGUGUCUUCCUGAAUGGCUGAGAGAAAUAGAGCAAUAUGCCAGCAACAAGGUCAUAACUGUUUUGGUUGGCAAUAAGAUUGAUUUGGAUGAGAAAAGAGAAAUUUCCCAGCCGAGAGCUGAAGAAUUUGCAGCUUCCCAGGAUAUGUACUACUUGGAAACAUCAGCAAAGGAAUCUGAUAAUGUUGAGAAACUUUUUUUAGACCUUGCCUCUCAGCUGAUCCGUGAAGCAAAGCAAAACACACUUGUAAACAACAUGACAUCCCCCUCCCCUGGAGAGGGGAAGAGUAUCAGUUACUUGAACUGCUGCAGUUUUAAUUAACUAAUACAGUAAAGAAGCCACCAAAAUGGGCCAAAUGUUUGAAUAUUCUGAUGAGAAAGGAGUUCUUGUCAUAUUUUUUACCCUUUGACUCAGACUUGUGGCAGUUUACCAAGCUUCAGCAUGGAAGGAUGACUGCUUCUUCCACAGGUCACAGAAACAGAGUACAUGAUUUGUGGUGCAGUUGUACAGUUCUAAUGACUUUGCAAGGAACUAGUUGCACUAAAAACCUCUUUAAAGUGAGUUUACAUUUUGUCUCAUUUUGAAUAGUCAAAGCCAUCACAUGCCAUGGUAGAAAAACAUGCAAGCCUCCUCAUGCUGGAGUACUUUUUGUCUGAAAAGUAUUUAUUCUCAUUUAGUAAUGAAUGCAGAUGUUUUGCUUAAAAGGACAUCAAUGCGACCAUAACACGUAAGCACUUUCAUGGAUUUGGAGACUGAUAUUUCAGUUUGGUACAGAAAGGAAAGUUUGUUCUGUAGUGGGAAUAUUCUUCAACUUGCACAGUUUAGCACAGUUUUCUUUUAUAUGUGUGAGUCAGAAAUGGUGUGGAGUAUUUUCACUGAUACUUUUGAUGAGUAGUCACUUUUCUGCCAUGGUCAGUUUGGAUACUUCUAGAAAAUUCUUCCUGAGAAGACAACAAAGACCAGAUUAGGGCUAACCAACAAAAAAUGUAUUUAUUGUUGGUACGUAUAUUGUGAUAGUAAUUUCAAAGCACAGUGAUAAACAGGGCAGAAUGUUAAUACUGUAAUGGCUAGAAAAUAAACACUACGGUAGCUUGGACUAAGUGGAAGCUUUGUGGACUUGUCUUUUAGUUAAAGUUUUUUUUUUACGUAAAAACUUCCAUAUUAUGUGCUGCACAGUCUGUUUUUACACCAGCAGUGUCAUUAGCUGUUGUCAUGCAUUCUGGGUUGGUUAUUAAGUAUCCUUUUCUUGAAAGUAAUUCAGUUAAUUAUGGUAUUGACUGUAACUUGAAAAGCAUUUUUUUUAUUUAGAACAGCCUGCUUUCCAAAAAGCUGCACUUGUAAAGGAAAAACAGUUUAGAUUUUUUUUUUCAUUCAAGUAUUCAAAACAAAAUUCCUAACAUGCUACAUAUGAUUACAGUGAAGUAUAUGUGGCAACCUGCAAAAGUUUAUGAAUUCAGAGUCUAAUACAACUGAAAGCUUCAAAAAGUGAAAAAAAGGCAUUACAGUUGAUAACAUGUAUGUUGGUAUGCUCCAUAAAUGUCUUAUAUAGGUUUAGUGAAAUAGCUAGUUACAUUCCAUUUUCUGAACUGAAACUAAUACUGAUUCUCCAGUUUACAAAAUGGUGUGUUACUUUUUUGUGUUAUUUGCAUUUAUUUGAGCUCUUUAAAGAAAUGGCACAAGUAAGGAUGUAAGUGUUAAUGUGCUAGUACCACAGAAAUAAAUGCCAUCUCAUAAAAAUCUACACCACAAAUGUAAGAAAAAAAGUGAAUAAAGCAGCAAACUUAAAUGUA